AGUUGUGUAUGAGCGUGAGUUGUGAGAGUCACUCGCUCUCUGAAGCUGAAAUCAUGCUGGGAUAAAAUAACACAGACAUGCGGAUAUAGAGGAAUUAAAGUGACUGUCUGGCUGCUUCACAGCAGCGCAAAAUGUAAAUGGAAGCUUUAAACCAAACCUUGAACUGUGUCUGAGCAGAACUCAGCCAAAUGCAUACUGGGGUGAACACUGUGCCCCGAUAAACUCUGAAUCUGUAGAGUGUACCUCCACACAGCCACGUGGCAGAGAUGUACCAGGAGGUGGCUUUCCUAGCCGGUAGCACUGAUCAUCAGUUUACCACCUUUCACUUUAACCCUUUGGAGAACCCUCAUGAGAUCAGCAGCAAGAAGGGUGUUUUCUACAAACGGGCCCAACUACAGCGCAAACCUCGCAGACAGGAGGAUGAUGUCUGCAGGCAUCACAUGGGUGUUGUGGACGAGGACACUACGGUUGACCACUCCGCCAUCAUUAACGUUGGCGGCAUCCGUUAUCGCAUACCAUGGUCCACUCUUGAGGAAUUUCCUCUAACCCGAUUGGGGAAGUUACACAGCUGCAGCAAUGCAGAGGAGAUCCUCGACUUGUGCGAUGACUAUGACGCACAUUGCAACGAGUUCUUCUUCGACCGAAGCCCCAGCGCCUUCCGCUCCAUCGUCACAUUCUUGGCAGCCGGGAAGCUUCGUCUUCUGCGGGAGAUGUGCGCGCUCUCCUUUCAGGAGGAGUUGCUGUACUGGGGUGUGGAGGAGGCCAGCUUGGAGUGGUGUUGCUUGAGAAAGCUUCGGCUUCGGCAGGAUGAGCAGCGUGAGAGACUUCGGCAGGAUGAGGAGGACGCCGAGCUGGCCUCACCCCAUUCAUGUGAGGAGGUACCGGGGGUUGGAAGUCAAGAGGCCGGAUGCAUGCACAGUCUCAGAGAAAUGGUGGAGAACCCUCAUUCGGGAAUUCCAGGGAAGAUCUUCGCCUGCCUGUCGGUGGUGUUUGUGGCCAUCACGGCAGUUACACUAUGUGUCAGUACCAUGCCUGACCUAAGAGAAGAAGAAGAGAGGGGUGAAUGCUCUCAGAGGUGCUACAACAUCUUUGUGCUAGAAACAGUGUGUGUCGGGUGGUUUUCUUUGGAAUUCCUGCUCCGUUUCAUCCAGACGCAAAGCAAGUGCUCGUUUCUGCGCACACCCCUCAACAUCAUUGACGUAGUGGCCAUCCUGCCCUACUACAUCACUCUGAUCGUGGACUCGCUGUCUGUGGGCGACCGGCCCACGGGAUCAGGGAACAACUAUUUGGAGAAGGUCGGAUUGGUUCUGCGAGUUCUUCGAGCAUUGCGGAUCUUCUACGUGAUGCGUUUAGCGCGUCACUCUCUGGGGCUGCAGACCCUGGGGUUGACGGUAAGGCGCUGUAUCCGAGAGUUCGGACUACUAUUGCUUUUCCUGUGCGUCGCCAUGGCGUUGUUCUCUCCGUUGGUCUUUCUGGCCGAGAGCGAGUUGGGCGCCAAGCAGGAGUUCACCAGCAUCCCCGGGAGCUACUGGUGGGCUGUCAUCUCCAUGACAACGGUUGGAUAUGGGGACAUGGUUCCACGCAGCAUCCCGGGUCAGGUGGUGGCACUCAGUAGCAUCCUGAGCGGGAUUCUGCUUAUGGCGUUCCCCGUCACGUCUAUAUUUCACACUUUCUCACGUUCCUACCUGGAACUCAAAGAGGAACAGACUCGGGCCGCGAGGCUCAAGCCCGAUUCGCAAGACAGUACCAAAUCCCAGAACAGCGAGGACUCACAGGAUACGGACAGUUCCAUUCACGGCAUUGCUGAAGCCACCGUUGCCCACCGUAGAUCUGUUGCCUUUGCAAGUCAAGCGGCCCCACAGGUUCGGAGGUCACUAAAGUCUUAGAUGACUAUGUGGAAUAGGUGCGCUGCUAUGUAUAGUAUCUUUUUGAAACAGGUGGUUAACAGGUUGGUGGGGUUACAAAAGACAGGAUUGUAUGCCCAAAGCACAAUUAUUUAAAGGGACAGUUCACUCAAAAUGAUUGGUUACUCAUCAU
Messenger RNA from Paramisgurnus dabryanus, 2037 nucleotides. RefSeq names its product potassium voltage-gated channel, subfamily G, member 2 (gene kcng2). Gene Ontology annotation, molecular function: voltage-gated potassium channel activity. Gene Ontology annotation, biological process: action potential; potassium ion transmembrane transport; protein homooligomerization. NCBI's taxonomy places the organism in Eukaryota, Metazoa, Chordata, Actinopteri, Cypriniformes, Cobitidae. Gene Ontology annotation, cellular component: voltage-gated potassium channel complex; membrane. The record is from RefSeq and is a predicted model, not a curated record.